Molecule: messenger RNA, 1728 nt
Organism: Merops nubicus (carmine bee-eater)
Lineage: Eukaryota; Metazoa; Chordata; Aves; Coraciiformes; Meropidae
Product: spermatogenesis-associated protein 13-like
Exons: 10
Coding region: 1-1728 (575 amino acids)
Molecular function (GO): protein binding; guanyl-nucleotide exchange factor activity
Source: RefSeq, a predicted model, not a curated record
AUGGUAGCCAGGGGGGGAAUGGCACGAUUUUGGAGUCUGGAGAGCCUUCAGAUGGUUACUGCAGAUGGUGGGACUGAAUCUUCGGCCUUAGUGGAUGACAAUGGCAGCGAGGAAGAUUACAGUUACGAGGAGCUCUGCCAAGCCACUCCCAGGUACCUGCAGCCCGGAGGGGAACAGCUAGCAAUUAAUGAGCUGAUCAGCGAUGGCAGCAUUGUGUAUGCAGAAGCUCUCUGGGACCAUGUGACUAUGGAUGAUCAAGAGCUGGGCUUCAAAGCUGGAGAUGUCAUUAGAGUUCUAGAAGCUUCCAACAAAGACUGGUGGUGGGGAAGAAACGAAGACAAGGAAGCCUGGUUUCCAGCUAGCUUUGUCAGGCUGCGAGUUAAUCAGGAGGAAGUCCCAGAGAAUUGUAGUAGUAUCCAGGAUGAAGAACAAGAUGAAGAUAUUAGCAAGCAUCGUCAGAAAAUAGCUGAAAACAAGGAUCAGAUGAGAACCAAUGUUAUACAGGAAAUUAUGAACACAGAACGAGUUUAUAUCAAGCAUCUCAAGGACAUCUGUGAGGGUUAUAUUCGGCAGUGUCGCAAACAUACAGGAAUGUUCACCACAGCUCAGUUAAGCACCAUUUUUGGAAAUAUUGAAGAUAUUUACAAGUUCCAAAGAAAGUUUCUGAAGGAUCUUGAGAAACAGUACAACAAAGAGGAACCUCAUCGAAGUGAAAUAGGGUCAUGUUUUCUUCAACAUCAAGAAGGCUUUGCUAUUUAUUCAGAGUAUUGUAACAAUCAUCCCAGUGCCUGCAUUGAACUUUCCAGACUAAUGAAACAGGGCAAAUACCGUCACUUCUUUGAGGCCUGCCGCUUGCUUCAGCAGAUGAUUGACAUUGCCAUUGAUGGUUUUCUUCUCACGCCUGUUCAGAAGAUCUGCAAGUACCCUCUGCAGCUUGCAGAAUUGCUUAAAUACACCACUCAGGAGCACAGUGAUUAUAACAACAUAAAAGCUGCCUAUGAGGCUAUGAAGAACGUAGCAUGUCUGAUCAAUGAGCGAAAACGAAGACUGGAAAGCAUAGACAAGAUUGCACGUUGGCAAGUCUCCAUCGUAGGCUGGGAGGGACCAGAUGUGUUAGCCAGAAGCUCAGAACUGAUCCACUCAGGAGAACUGACCAAAAUAUCAAAGCAAGGCAAGAGCCAGCAGAGGACUUUCUUCCUUUUUGAUCAUCAGCUUGUGUUCUGCAAGAAGGACUUACUGAGAAGGGACAUCUUAUAUUAUAAGGACCGUAUUGACAUGGAUGACAUGGAAAUCGUGGACACUGAAGAUGGCAGAGACAAAGACUUCAACAUUAAUGUCAAGAAUGCUUUUAAGAUAAUCAACAGAGCAACAGACGAGAUUCAUUUGUUCUGUGCAAAAAAACAGGAGGAUAAAAAGAGAUGGAUGGAGGCGUGUGAAAGCGAAAGGAGAAGAGUCCAGGAAGAUAAGGAAAUGGGAAUGGAAAUCUCAGAAAACCAGAAGAAACAAGCCAUGCAGAAUGCCCGUAAGUCAAGGCAUGGAAAGAUUAAAGGUAACUAUAACGGGUGUCCUGUGCCUCCUCUGCACCAAAGCCUGCAUCCUAUCCAUCAGCGCCACAUCACUGUGCCUACCAGCAUCCCCCAGCAGCAGGUUUUUGCCCUGGCAGAACCCAAGCGGAAGCCAUCCCUCUUCUGGCAUACCUUCAACAAACUCACCCCCUUUAAAAAAUGA